GAUGUUACGGUAAUGUUAGGGUAGAUAGUUUCGGACGAUGUAGACAUUAAUGUUAGGGUAGAUAGCAGUUGAUAUUGGAAGAUUCGAAUUGUUAUCGCAGUUGCUUCUCGUGUGAAAUUUCUGUGAAUCAAUGUAGUCAAGUGUCUAUAAACUCUGAAACUUGCGUUCCCUAAUGUUCAAAUGUACAAAUUUUCAAGUCUUCCUUAAAUUCUAAGGCUAGUGUUAAAUUGAAAUGUAUCUUUAAUUGCGUCCAACUGGGACACGCGGUGAUAUUGAAAGAUUAGAAUUAUUAUCGCAGUUGCUUCUCAUGUGAAAUUUCUGUGAAUCAAUGUAGUCAAGUGUCUAUAGACUCUGAAACUUGCGUUCGCUAAUGCUUAAAUGUAUAAAUUUUCAAGUCUUUCUUAAAUUCUAAGGUUUUACUGUUAAAUUGAAAUGUAUCUUUAUUUGUGUCCAACUGGGACACGCGGUGAUAUUGAAAGAUUCGAAUUGUUAUCGCAGUUGCUUCUCAUGUAAAAUUUCUGUGAACCAUUGUAGUCAAGUGUCUAUAGACUCUGAAACUUGCUAAUUCACUAAUGCUUAAAUGUACAAAUUUUCAAGUCUUCCUUAAAUUCUAAGGUUUUACUGUUAAAUUGAAAUGUAUCUUUAUUUGUGUCCAACUGGGACACGCCGUGAUAUUGAAAGAUUAGAAUUAUUAUCGCAGUUGCUUUUCAUGUAAAAUCUCUGUGAACGACCGUUCUCCAUGUAGUCAAGUGCCUAUAGAUUCUAAACCUUCCUAAUUCGCUAAUGUUCAAAUGUACAAAUUUUCAAGUCUUCCUUAAAUUCUAUUCAUUUAGUAUUCAAUUUAAAUGUAUCAAAUUUAGUUGCGUUCAACUGGUACACGUGGAAUUGAAGUGCAUCAUUGAAGUUAACCUGAUAUAUUGAAGUCAAUAUAAUAUAAAAUUGAAUGAUGUUAAUAAUAGAGUGUCGAAAUAAUCUUAAUUAGUGAAAUGUAAUAGCGAUCAGGUAGCUUAAUCCUAAGAUCCCUGAAUGUUUGAUAGCAUGUUCAUUUAGGUAUUUCGAGAUGAAAGAGUAGUCCGGAAUGUGGGCCACGAUCGAAAGGGAAAGAAACGAGCCUCUCAGGGGUUGCACUUGUUCCCGCGGUACUUUUCAAACACUUCUGUUCCGAGGUGCCCUCACCACUGUCCUCUCUGUUUUUUGCCGCUCGUUUCUUACCUCGUCACGCACACUCCUUCCUCUUUCUCCGUUGCUCUUCGACCACUUGCAGCUGCGCAAAAUCGUGCGAGAAACAGCGAAGCACACCCUCCUGCAGCUGCAGUUGGCAAUGCGAGCGCCGAGGAUCGUGAACGUUGGUCUUCUUCCUGGACCCGGUGCUCGCUUUUCUUUCGAGUCUAUCGAGGAGUCUACCGAAAAGAGUUUCGCGUAUCUGACAAUGGACAUUCGUUCGUUUUUGAAAACUCUGGUACUUCAGAAUAUCGACGCCUUUCUCUUGAUUUUAAAUCAUCGAAUUUUCGUGGGAUAGUUCUUAAUGUUUUAUUAGGAUUUUUUAAUCAAGUGAAGCUCGUGUUAAGAACGAAUGUGUAGUUAAGUAAACGUGUAUCAACGUAUGGGACACCAGUGGGCGAAGUCUCAUUUUUGACCCUUUCCUGGGACCAUUAUUUUGUCCAAGUAACAUUUCACCAAAACGAAUUAUGAUACACGUGUCGUCGGAGAACGCUCAACGAUACGACCGGGUAAAGCGAAAAGGCGCAGCGUUUCUUUCCAACUUUUUUAAGACGAAAAAACUUACAUUAGGGAUGAAGAUCAACGAGGACGAAGAGAUGGAACGUGCUCCAAAAGUCGAGACUCCUGCAAUCAUCACGAACGCUUGCAGGCGUAGCGGCAGCGAGAAUGACACCCAGGUGUCGAGAAUUCCGUCGACCUUGAGCGUGGCAGCCGUCGACGUAGUCGUCGCUUGUCAGCCAUCACCGUCGCACUCUAUUUUAACCUUGACACCUGGCAGAACGCGGAACAUCGAUCAGGACAUGGAGGCACUUAGGCUCAGCCGACAGGAUAACCCUUUCUUAGAGAUUCUGGCAAGUCGGGAAAGCCUCGUGGAGUCCUUGGGAGAAUCCGAGUCAGACGACGCCAUUCUGAUGUCUCAGGAGUUGGGUGACACAGAUCCUUUGACGUUGGCACAGGUGCACGAACACUUGGUUCGCAGUCCACCGCCCGCUUCGUGGCCCCACACGACAGCCUUCCACUUUCCCCAUCACAAUCAGAACAUGUCCGACAAGAAUGACGUCCUGGCACACUACAAAAGUCCGUCGAAGAUACCGAUGUACUCGAGCAACGAUCAGGAGCUGUCCAGAAGCGAACCAUCCACGGAUAUAAGAGAUCGCCAUUCGCACACGUUUUCUUUGCUGCAUCCGACGCCGAUUCGAUCAUUAUCGGACGUUCGUCGGCUUCACAGAUCGGCGGACGAUAGCGUGCAGCUGAUGUCGAGCGAAUAAGAUGCACGCGUGUCCGCGACCCGGACAAAAUGGUUUCUCAUCUUCAGAAGGAAGCGUGCUUCGACGCCUGUUCUCGGAUUUGUCGAGGAGUGUUUGCCAAGGAGGCACUCGACAACGUCUCGAGGCAGGUUCACGUAUAAUCGAAGUGCGUCGAAUCGAGUCCCUACACGUAGGGAAGAAAACAUUGUUGCGCCUCUUCGAGGAUCGAAGUUGAUAAGCAACGCGAAAUCGAGGUUUAUCAUUGUUGCGAAACGUGCUGUGUUGUUGUGCACCGUACACAUUUUUUAGGUCAUCUUUUAUUCGCAUCGGAGGCUUCGAUAUUUCAAACACCAAUAUCGAUAUUGUAGAAAGGGAAAUUCAGAAUUAAAUCACGGACUUAAAUGAAUAAGUAUCCACGCUGAAUAUAUGAAUAUUUGCGGUAUACGGGCUUCUGAUAAACAGUCAAUGCAUUGUAGGUAAUUCGUACGAUCCCGUAACCUUUCUGACGGAGAUCUUUGCCGAAGAUCUACCCUUCCUGUUGUCGAAGUACACGAAUAUUUAUUCGAACCGAAGUUAAUGAAAAUUUGGAUUAAGGGAUCAAGCAUGAGUGAAACGAAAUAUGACACGAAAAGCUACACCCGCUCAUUGAUUUGCGUCUUGACUUUGUACAAUAGAUCUGCGGAAAAUUUGAAGUAUUGUCAAUGUCCAAAUUCCUUAAUUAAAAACUUCGAAACCCGUUUAUCCGCUGCGUAGAAACGGGAAUCAGAUUACACGGUAGUGCCGAAGUGUGCGAACGUCUCGGUAAAGGAUGUAGACAUUAAUCUACAAAGAAAUUUGCAAGUUAAUGAGCAAGUGUAGCCUGCAAAUUUCUCGUGACACAUAAACGACUUUAUUUGCGAAAUGACAAUAUGACGUUAUUAUCAACCGAGCCUAGCAUACAAUUAUUGAUUACUACCCAACACAUGAACAGACAAGGCCUACGUUCGACUAUGGACAGUUAUCUUUAUUGUCAGUCAAAUGGAGAACUUACAGCACUGUAUUUUAACCACAACGCCGAAUAAUUAAGGAAAUAUGCGCGCGUGUUUCGAGUCAAUUCACGUAUACAAAUACGCGUAUUUACUUCUAAUGAGUUUCGCUCACGAAAGUACGAGGGACAGUCGUAAAGUUCUUUACGUCCUAUAAUUAUUGUAAUCGCGAUACUAGUCACGAGUAUUUCAUUGUUGUUAUUGAUUUGGUGUCCACUCUUUUAUUAAUCGUACCAGGAACAUUGCGACUAAUUAGUUCUUAAAAGAUAACGACUAACAAUAAGUUAUGUAACUCGAUUUGAAGCUGUAAACACUAUCAAUUUCAUUUACAUCUCAAUUUGCAUCGUAAGACCUUUUAAAAAUAGCAACAGGUGUUACUUUGUAAUGCCUCGUAAAUUCCAACAACUGCGUUUAAUAAGUUGGUAAAUAUAUAGUACUUAAAAGAUGUUGUAUAAAAAGUAAGCUUAUGUUGCUAAGUAUUCUGCACAAAUUGCUUAUGCAAACUUUCGAUUACGACGGUUAUUUUAUUAAUGUCAUAUAUUUUUGAAGAAAAGCGCCGAUGCGCCAAAUGUACAGGCCUGAAUAACAGUAAAAGUAAUCGUAAGUUUAAAUCAUAGGUUUUUACGCAAAGAUACGUUUGUCAAUUGAAAGCGUAACAUUGUGUUUUUUAAGAUUGUAACAUUAUUUCGAACGAGCACAAAUACUAUUUGAGCGCACAUAACGUAUACGCAUGAAAGAUAAAUUUCUUGUUCCAUUGUCGAAUUGUUUGAACAGAAUUGGCCACACGUGAUUGACGCAAUUUUAGCAGGGUUUAUACGAAACUUUAAAAACGAUAGCAUGUAAGAAGGAGAAUCUAGAAAAUGACAAUUAUUAUUAUAAAGGUGUUUAGUCCGAACUUUCGGAUUCUACGCACCCUUAAUUAUUACUAUUACUAUUAUAGUGUCCACAGUACUGCCGCUAGCGUCGAGGGGCACCGAAAUUUUCUAAAUUCUCAAAUUUCUAACUUACUAAAUUCUUUCCAAAAUCCCAAAUUUUGGGAAACACCUGUUUCUGUAUUGUCACCUGAUACAUUUCCAUCCGUAGAAAUAGAGAGUUGUCGGUGCCUAUCACUGAUCUAACGCAGCGUGAACUCUAGCGGUGGCCCUGAGUGCCCAAUUGACUUGGCCAUUGAGAAUUGAGAUUAUUUCUAUCAUAUGUAAUACUAUUAGACACACUGUACACGUACGUUAGAAGUUCGAAACGAGUUAAAAUCUUCGAUCGAAAGCCAAACGAACAAAAACAUGAAAAACGCAAAAAAACUAGUAGAGAGACUUAUAAUAAUAUAAUCUAGUCGAAUGUAAUGUAUAUGCCGAGGACUGCGUUGUCACUUUUAUGCGAAUAUUAAAUACGUGUUCGCGUAAUUAUUCGAAUGUUGGAUAAUCGAUAACGAUGACGUUAUCAUAUGAAUAUUAUUGAUAAGGAAGCUGAUGUUACUUUUAUUAAAGAGCGAUAUUGAAUGUUACAGUAAACUCUCGAUUUUAUGGAUCUUAAUUAAAUUUAAUAAACUGAAAGAUAACGUUUUUCCUAUCAUUAGACUGACUGAAUUUGUUUUCAGAACCUUGAUCAGUCAAUGUAUUAAUCCUUAAAGUUAAGGGUUUACUGUAUUUAUAGAUUCAGUUUAGAUAUUUUGUAUUCCAAUGACAUUUGGAAAUUGCUUAUGAAUUCAAAAAAUUGCACAAGUACAUUUUCAUUUAGGAUUAAUGUGAAAUUAUA
Megachile rotundata (alfalfa leafcutting bee) is the source of this 5245-nucleotide messenger RNA. RefSeq lists its product as uncharacterized. The record is from RefSeq and is a predicted model, not a curated record. Lineage: Eukaryota; Metazoa; Arthropoda; Insecta; Hymenoptera; Megachilidae.